Fonsecaea multimorphosa CBS 102226 is the source of this 1827-nucleotide messenger RNA. RefSeq lists its product as uncharacterized. The transcript has 3 exons. Gene Ontology annotation, biological process: fatty acid metabolic process. Bases 1 to 1827 code for a protein of 608 amino acids. The record is from RefSeq and is a predicted model, not a curated record. Lineage: Eukaryota; Fungi; Ascomycota; Eurotiomycetes; Chaetothyriales; Herpotrichiellaceae. Gene Ontology annotation, molecular function: medium-chain fatty acid-CoA ligase activity.
AUGCAACUACCAGACCGUACCGACCUCGUGCCAUCACACCGGGGCAGGAAUGUCUUGCCCAAUUGUCCGUUCUUCAACAAAUUGCUGCGGCUGGCCCACGACGCACCUUCGAGAACCAUCAUCUCCGACGUCAACCUCGGCGUGGAGAAGUCUCGUAUACAACUGCUGACGGACGUACUGGAAAUACGCAAUGACCUGCUUGACACCCUGGACAAGAAAAGUAGAGAAGACCUGGCACACGGCAGCGGACGUGUCUUCAUCGCCGUUCUUGCUGCUGGCGGCUACGAAUACACCGUUGCAGUUCUCGGUGUCCUCGCAUUAGGAGCGGUCGUGGUUCCCAUCAGCCCUCAAGCCCCUCUGGAGGAGGCAUAUUACUUCCUAGAAAAGGCCCAGUGCGUGGUUGUCCUGACUGCCUCAAACCUUGAGCAACAGGGCACCAACUUGGAACAGGCCAUCCGAAGCCAACGCAAGAAGCCUGACUUUCGCAAGAUCCUCAUCGCGCCGUCGCUCCGGAGCUGGCACUACCAGCCGCACGACAUCAUAAGCUCCUCCGACAGGCAGCUGAAUGACAACGCGCCGGGAUCCGUGAUCUUCACGUCGGGCACCACGGGAAAGCCCAAGGGCGCACUGCACCGACGGGCUAUGAUUCACGAAGUUGCGCGCUCCCUGGCCGACCACUACAAGGUGACCGAGGACGACCGCAUCCUGCAUCUGAUGCCCGUGCACCACGCCACGGGGGCAUAUUUGUCGUUCUUCCCGUUCCUGAUCUGCGGGGCCUGCAUCGAGUUCCGCAGCGGCCCGUUCAGCGCCGAGUGGACAUGGGACAGGUGGAAGAAGGGCGGCGUCUCGUUCUUCACCGGCGUACCGACCAUGUAUGUGCGGAUGAUGCGCCAUUUUCAGCAGCAGCAGCAGCAGCAGCAGAGCCGUGCGGUUCCGUCGAGGUUAAGCGCUCCUCCCUCCUCAUCUCCUCCUACUGCGUCUCUCGACCCCGCCACGGCGGCCGCAGCGGCGACGCGGAUCCGGGGCAUGCUCUGCGGCACGUCCGCCCUGCCCCGACCGGUGGAGGAGUUCUGGGAGACCCUCAGAGGCGGCAAACGUAUCCUGACGCGGUACGGAAGCACCGAGUCCGGGGCUGCUUUCAAAAUGGCCCUGGAGCCUGGCAACACACCUUCGGGCUCAGUGGGCACGUGUGCUCCUGGAGUGGAAGUACGCUUCGCUGACGGCGGAGACGAAGGCGAACUCCUGAUCAAGAGUCCGAGUAUGUUCAUGGGAUACCUCUCUGACGAGGCAGCAACGCGGGCCGCGCACGACGCCGAGGGAUUCUACAAGACAGGCGACAUCGCGCGGCGCGAGGGGGACUACUACUUCAUCCUGGGGCGGGCAUCGGUCGACAUCCUCAAGAGCGGCGGCUACAAGAUCUCGGCCCUGGACAUCGAGCGCGAGUGUUUGGGGUUGCCGUACAUUAACGAGGUCAUGGUCGUGGGCGUCGAGGACGCCGAGUGGGGCCAGCGCAUCGCCGCCGCGGUGAGCCUGCGCGACGACCAGACCACAUACUCGUGCCACCCCAGCGGCAGCGGCAGCGGCAAGGCACUCACGCUGGCUCAAUUGCGCAAGGAUCUGUCCGGCAAGCUGGCCAGAUAUAAAUUGCCGACGAUCCUGCGCGUCGUCGAUGGCGAGCUGCCCAAGAACGCGACGGGGAAAGUGUCCAAGAAGGUGUCGGGUCCUGUGCUCUUCCCUGCGAACUACGCCGAGAUCCCGGACGUGCAGGUCUGGUCUGGGUCUGCUUCUUCGCCCGAGAGGGAUGCGAGGGGACUGGCUAGACUGUGA